Fusarium keratoplasticum is the source of this 1272-nucleotide messenger RNA. Its product is annotated as FAD-binding-3 domain-containing protein. NCBI's taxonomy places the organism in Eukaryota, Fungi, Ascomycota, Sordariomycetes, Hypocreales, Nectriaceae. The record is from RefSeq and is a predicted model, not a curated record. Bases 1 to 1272 code for a protein of 423 amino acids. Gene Ontology annotation, molecular function: FAD binding. The transcript has a single exon.
AUGUCUCGAAUCAAAGUCCUCAUCAGUGGUGCAGGCAUCGCUGGCAACGCUCUGGCUUUUUGGCUCUCAAAACUUGGUCAUGAUGUCACCGUCGUCGAGCGAUUUGCCAACCUGCGCACGAACGGUCUCCAGCUGGAUCUCCGAGGUCACGGUGUGCAAGUCCUGAAGGGUAUGGGCCUUGAGCAGGCAUUCCGAGCCAAGCAGGCGCCUGAGGAAGGCAUGCAAGUUGUCGAUGGCUCUGGGAGACGUCGGGCAUUCUUCCCUGCGAAUAGAACGGGCAAGGGUUUGCAGGCCUUUACGACAGACUACGAGAUCAUGAGGGGUGACCUGGUCCGACUCAUCCACGACGCCAGCAAGGAUCGAGUCAAGUACAUCUUCAGCAACUCAGUUAAGAGUAUCGAGAAUGGAUAUGAUUCGGUUCAAGUCCAUUUUGCAGAUGGCAAAGCGGAUCGAUACGACCUCCUGGUUGGCGCUGAUGGUCAGGGAUCACGCACUCGCAGAAUAGUGCUUGGAUCCAAGACCAAUGAUGGAUUUUACCCUCUAAAAGGCGACUUCGUGGGAUACUUCACAUCCCCACGGCCCAUAAAGGAGGGGGAAGGGUAUAUCGCCACAAUGUACAUUGCGCCCGGUAGACGGGGCAUCAUGACCCGGCGGCACCGUCCUGACGCCAUUCAGGUAUACCUUUCUUGUACGACAGACUCAAAGCGGCUCAACGAAGCACACCAGGGAGAUGUUCUAGAAGAAAAGGCGGCAUUGACAGAAAUCUUCCAAGGCGCUGGCUGGCAGACAGAGGAGCUGCUAGAGGCUCUACAGAAGUCUGAUGACUUUUACUGCCAGCGUAUGGGCCUUGUAAAGCUGGAGUCUUGGUUCCAGGAACGGGCAGUACUGGUAGGGGAUGCUGCCUACUGCCCGUCAGCAAACACUGGAAUGGGUACAACCUCAAGCAUCGUGGGAGCCUACGUCCUGGCCGGUGAGAUCGGGAGGCACGUCGGGGGCUCCAUGUCCAUGGGAGAAGACGUCAAAGCUGGUCUCACUGCGGCGCUGAAGGCUUAUCAGGACAAGUUUCAGCCCUUCAUGAGCCAGGUCCAAGAGGGAGUCCUUGAGGAUACUAAUGACUUUUGGAAACCAUCCUCCCCUUUCGGCAUUGAGCUGAUGAACUACGCUCUUGGGGCUGCAUCUCUCCUCAAGUUGGACUUGCUGAGCAAAUGGAUUCUCAGAGAAGAUAUUAAGGGGUGGGAUCUCCCAGAGUAUAAGGAAAUACUGCAAAAUUAG